AAAAAAAGAGAGGAAAUCAAAACCACCAUGAAACCUUGCUCCAAGUCCUUGCACAUUAUUAUCUUCCUACAAUUCUGUUUCUCCUUGUAUCUCAAGGAUUCCCUUUGUGCAGAUAAGAUUCCUUAUGUUCCCAUAGAAAAUAUUGCACUAGAUUGUGGUUCCUCUGGUUUGAAAACUUUGUCCUUCGAUGGCCGGGACUGGACUGGCGAUGUCAGAUCAAAGUUUGUGGCUUUCAACCGGCACACGAACUCUACAGUAUCGACGGCCUCUUCCAUGGACCCUGGAGUCCCUCAAGUUCCUUACGAGACCGCUCGGCUAUUCUACUCUGAAUUCACCUACAUCUUCAAUGUCACACCCGGCCCAAAAUUUGUCCGUCUUCACUUCUAUCCAUAUCCUUAUUCUGGUCUGGAUGCAUCCAAAGCGUUCCUCUCAGUUUCUUGUGGUCACUAUACCCUCCUUACCAACUUCAGUGCUUCUCUAGAAGCCAAUUACAAAAACGAAUAUAUUUUUUUCAAGGAGUUCAUAAUUCACGUGCAAAACGAUUCACUUCAUCUGACGUUUAGUCCUUCUUCGAAUGCUUCUGAUGCGUUUGCCUUUGUCAACGGAAUUGAAGUUGUUUCGAUGCCAUUGAAUCUCUACGUACGAGGCGAGGAUGCUCCUCUUCCUUUUGUUGGGUACCCUGCAUCGCCAAUCAGACUGGACAAUACAUCUGCACUAGAGACAGUUUACAGAAUCAAUGUGGGAGGCGAUGAUGUUUCUCCCCAAUCAGACACGGGGAUGUUUCGCACUUGGAAACCGGACGAUAAAUACAUAUUUGGAGCUGCUGUGGGAAUUUGGGCAUAUGAUUUUGAUCUUAAUGUUAGGUACACACCAACAGUGCCAGCAUACACUGCACCUGUUGACGUAUAUCGCACCGGCCGUAGUAUGGGACCUUCUGCUGAGAUCAAUUUAAAUUAUAAUUUAAGUUGGUAUUUUCCUGUUGAAACUGGUUUUAUCUAUCUUGUCAGGCUCCAUUUCUGUGAGCUUGAGCGGAAUAUGACAAAGAUAAACCAGAGAGUAUUUUCUAUAUACAUCAAUAAUCAAACAGCCGAGGAUAAAGCUGAUGUCAUUGCAUGGAGCGGUGGGCAAGGUAUUCCCCUGUACAAGGACUACAUUGCAAUGUUUCCAGAAGUAAGAGAAAGGAUUCAGGAUCUUUGGCUGGAGCUGCACCCCAACACCGAAUCUAUAUUGAAGUCUCAGUACUAUGACGCGAUUUUAAAUGGGUUGGAGAUAUUCAAAUUAAGUAAUUAUGGUGGAGAUAUCGCUGGACUCAAUCCACCCCAAAAGCAGGGAUCGCUAGUUAAUCCGUCCUCAAGAUCAUCCGGAAGUUCAAAGAAAAGACUACUAAUCAUUUUUGGCUGCUCGGUCAGCGGAGUUGUCUUGGCAUUCCUUAUCCUGUGCGUGCUUGCUUUUUGGAUCACAGCAGCAAGCGAGAGAAAAAAGAAAAGCAAGACAAGACAUGCCCAGUCACUCUGUCGCUAUAUCACUAUGAAGGAGAUCAAAGCAGCAACUAAUAACUUUGAUCAGGCACAUGUUAUCGGUACUGGUGGGUUUGGUUUGGUUUAUAAAGGCUACCUGGACAGUGGGGUGACUGCAGUUGCCAUCAAGCGUGGCAAUCAAGCGUCCAUUGAACAGGGUUUCUGUGAAUUUCUCGCAGAGAUUAAGACGCUUUCUCUCCUUCGUCAUCACAAUGUUGUUUCUUUGAUGGGUUACUGCCAUGAUGAGCAGGAGAUGAUCCUUGUGUACGAGUAUAUGCCCAACGGUACUCUGUUCGAGCAUCUUCAUUUUGUUAAUAAACCACAAAAAUCACCUCUGUCAUGGAUCCAGCGACUCCAGAUAUGCAUUGGAGCUGCGCAAGGUCUAUGCUACCUCCAUACAGGAUUAAAGCUUGAAAUCGUCCAUCGCGAUGUCAAGACCAGUAACAUCCUGUUAGACGAUAACUGGGUAGCCAAGAUUUCAGAUUUUGGCUUGUCCAAAAUAGGCCUUACCAGUGGAAGCACCAAAGUUAAGGGUAGCAUUGGGUAUCUGGACCCAGAAUACUGCCGCUUUCAGAUAUUGUCGAACAAAUCUGAUGUUUACUCUUUCGGAGUAGUGCUGUUGGAGGUGCUUUCCGCAAAGUUUGUGGUGAAUCCUUCUGCAGCUGAAGAAAAUAAUCACAACGAGGAUGAUGAAGAUGCUUUAAGCUUUGUUGAGUGGGCCUUAAAUUGCCACGAAAAGGCAGAAUGGGAUCAACUCAUUGACCCACAUUUGGAAGGAAAAAUUUCACCGGCAUCUCUUGCAAAGUUCAUGGAGAUCACACAAAAGUGCUUGGCAGAACGGGGGCUAGAUCGGCCAUCGAUGAAUGAGGUGCUUUGGAACCUAGAGUUAGCACUAGAACUGCAAAUGCAUGAGCACAGUGAGGAUAGAAACAUAACUCUGGAGUCGGUGGGAAAUUCUGAUCCGACUCCAGGAGUGGAAUUCUCUGAGAUCAUGAACCCAGUUGGAAGGUAAAUAAAUAAAUAAAUAAUGAGUCUAAUCACCAUUUGAAAGCAAAAGCAGUUUGGCAUCCAAAUAUGCAGUAGUUACCAUUUCCAAAAUGUAAUUCUACCAUGUAUGCUGAUUAUAGAUAUGUUCUGUGUAAUACAUUUGAUCUUUUUCCUUUUUAA
Molecule: messenger RNA, 2684 nt
Organism: Hevea brasiliensis (rubber tree)
Lineage: Eukaryota; Viridiplantae; Streptophyta; Magnoliopsida; Malpighiales; Euphorbiaceae
Product: receptor-like protein kinase FERONIA
Exons: 1
Coding region: 28-2529 (833 amino acids)
Biological process (GO): protein phosphorylation
Molecular function (GO): protein kinase activity; ATP binding
Source: RefSeq, a predicted model, not a curated record